Asterias rubens (European starfish) is the source of this 7134-nucleotide messenger RNA. Its product is annotated as neurogenic locus notch homolog protein 1-like. NCBI's taxonomy places the organism in Eukaryota, Metazoa, Echinodermata, Asteroidea, Forcipulatida, Asteriidae. Gene Ontology annotation, biological process: heterophilic cell-cell adhesion; cell communication; establishment or maintenance of epithelial cell apical/basal polarity. Gene Ontology annotation, cellular component: protein-containing complex; plasma membrane. The record is from RefSeq and is a predicted model, not a curated record. The transcript is spliced from 9 exons. Gene Ontology annotation, molecular function: calcium ion binding. Bases 1 to 7134 code for a protein of 2377 amino acids.
AUGGCGUCGCCAUCGGAUAUCUCUACGUACUGUUUACUGACGGCCAUUCUGAUGAGCACGCUACCCCCUACCUUUACCUCCUCCCUCUCACUCUCGCUCUUCUCUCCUAGAUACCCAACAGAUGGUAGUGGAUGUUCAGUUGGUGGAGGGUCCUUAGGGCCCCUAGAAAAUGCCAACGAAAUUGACUUCGCAUUUUAUGGAUUUGAGUCAUACAUCUACAGGGACGUAGAAACAUGGACGGAUACGGUGGAUAUAACAUUCGACAUUGUUGAUGUGGAUAAUUUGAAAGAGGACGAGAUUGGUACUUUUGUAUUUAAUAUCGAACAAGCACGUGGUAGGACUGCCAGCGAAUCCAUGUACAUAGACUACCGGAAGGGAAUGACCACAACGAUGUCAAUCCAGUUGAAAGUGUACUGUAACACUGACUUUUAUGGCGGAAACUGUUCCGUGGCUUGCACACAAUCGGACACCGAUGCUGACGGACAUUAUACGUGCGACCUGGACACGGGAGAAAAGGUCUGCUUAACUGGAUACGAGGGAACAGACUGCAAAGACAACAUAGAUGACUGCUUGAGUGACCCUUGUCAGAACGGUGCAGAAUGUGAAGAUGCACUCAAUGACUUCAUCUGCAAAUGCAAAGACGGAUACACCGGGACGCUUUGUGAGGAAGAGUUAGAUGAGUGUUCCAGCAACCCUUGUGGGAACGACGGAUUAUGUAAGGAUAGAGUAAAUGGUUUCAUCUGUAACUGCACUGACGGGUAUAAUGGAACGCUUUGCGAUGGGGAUAUAGAUGAGUGUUCCAGCAACCCUUGCCAGAACGGUGGACUAUGUGAGGAUAGAGUAAAUGGUUUCAUAUGUAACUGCACUGAUGGGUAUAAUGGAACGCUUUGCGAUGGAGAGGUAGAUGAGUGUUCCAGCAAUCCUUGUCAGAACGGUGGAUUAUGUGAGGAUAGAGAAAAUGGUUUUAUAUGUAACUGCACUGAUGGGUAUAAUGGAACGCUUUGCGAUGGGGAUAUAGAUGAGUGUUCCAGCAACCCUUGUCAGAACGGUGGAGUAUGUGAGGAUAAAGUAAAUGGUUUUAUCUGUAACUGCACUGACGGGUAUAAUGGAACGCUUUGCGAUGGGGAUAUAGAUGAGUGUUCCAGCAACCCUUGCCAGAACGGUGGAGUAUGCGAGGAUAGAGUAAAUGGUUUCAUAUGUAACUGCACUGAUGGGUAUAAUGGAAUGCUUUGCGAUGUGGAUAUAGAUGAGUGUUCCAGCAGCCCUUGUCAGAAUGGUGGAGUAUGCGAGGAUAGAGUAAAUGGUUUCAUCUGUAACUGCACUGAUGGGUAUAAUGGAACGCUUUGCAACUGGGAUAUAGAUGAGUGUUCCAGCAACCCUUGUCAGAAUGGUGGAGUAUGUGAGGAUAAAGUAAAUGGUUUUAUCUGUAACUGCACUGCUGGGUAUAAUGGAACUCUUUGCAAUGGAGAAGUAGAUGAGUGUUCCAGCAAUCCUUGUCAGAACGGUGGAUUAUGUGAGGAUAGAGUAAAUGGUUUUAUCUGUAACUGCACUGAUGGGUAUAAUGGAACUCUUUGCAAUGGAGAAGUAGAUGAGUGUUCCAGCAAUCCUUGUCAGAACGGUGGAGUAUGUGAGGAUAGAGUAAAUGGUUUUACAUGUAACUGCACUGAUGGGUAUAAUGGAACGCUUUGCGAUGGAGACAUAGAUGAGUGUUCCAGCAACCCUUGUCAGAACGGUGGACUAUGUGAGGAUAUAGUAAAUGAUUUCAUCUGUAACUGCACUGAUGGGUAUAAUGGAACGCUUUGCGAUGGGGAUGUAGAUGAGUGUUCCAGCAACCCUUGUCAGAACGGUGGAGUAUGUGAGGAUAAAGUAAAUGGUUUUAUCUGUAACUGCACUGACGGGUAUAAUGGAACGCUUUGCGACGGGGAUAUAGAUGAGUGUACCAGCAACCCUUGUCAGAACGGUGGACUAUGUGAGGAUAGAUUAAAUGGUUUCAUCUGUAACUGCACUGAUGGGUAUAAUGGAACGCUUUGCAACGGGGAUAUAGAUGAGUGUUCCAGCAACCCUUGUCAGAAUGGUGGAGUAUGCGAGGAUAAAGUAAAUGGUUUUAUCUGUAACUGCACUGACGGGUAUAAUGGAACGCUGUGCGAUGGGGAUAUAGAUGAGUGUUCCAGCAACCCUUGCCAGAACGGUGGAUUAUGUGAGGAUAGAGUAAAUGGUUUCAUCUGUAACUGCACUGACGGGUAUAAUGGAACGCUCUGCGAUGGGGAUAUAGAUGAGUGUUCCAGCAACCCUUGUCAGAAUGGUGGAGUAUGUGAGGAUAGAGUAAAUGGUUUCAUAUGUAACUGCACUGACGGGUAUAAUGGAACGCUUUGCGAUGGGGAUAUAGAUGAGUGUUCCAGCAACCCUUGUCAGAACGGUGGACUAUGUGAGGAUAGACUAAAUGGUUUCAUCUGUAACUGCACUGAUGGGUAUAAUGGGACGCUUUGCAACGGGGAUGUAGAUGAGUGUUCCAGCAGCCCUUGUCAGAAUGGUGGAGUAUGCGAGGAUAGAGUAAAUGGUUUCAUCUGUAACUGCACUGACGGGUAUAAUGGAACGCUCUGCGAUGGGGAUAUAGAUGAGUGUUCCAACAAUCCUUGCCAGAACGGUGGAUUAUGUGAGGAUAGAGUAAAUGGUUUCAUCUGUAACUGCACUGAUGGGUAUAAUGGGACGCUUUGCGAUGGGGAUAUAGAUGAGUGUUCCAGCAACCCUUGUCAGAAUGGUGGAGUAUGCGAGGACAAAGUAAAUGGUUUUAUCUGUAACUGCACUGACGGGUAUAAUGGAACGCUUUGCGAUGGGGAUAUAGAUGAGUGUUCCAGCAACCCUUGUCAGAACGGUGGACUAUGUGAGGAUAGAUUAAAUGGUUUCAUCUGUAACUGCACUGAUGGGUAUAAUGGGACGCUUUGCAACGGGGAUGUAGAUGAGUGUUCCAGCAGCCCUUGUCAGAAUGGUGGAGUAUGCGAGGAUAGAGUAAAUGGUUUCAUCUGUAACUGCACUGACGGGUAUAAUGGAACGCUUUGCGAUGUGGAUAUCGAUGAGUGUUCGAGCAAUCCUUGCCAGAACGGUGGAUUAUGUGAGGAUAGAGUAAAUGGUUUCAUAUGUAACUGCACUGAUGGGUAUAAUGGAAUGCUUUGCGAUGUGGAUAUAGAUGAGUGUUCCAGCAACCCUUGUCAGAACGGUGGAGUAUGUGAGGAUAGAGUAAAUGGUUUCAUCUGUAACUGCACUGACGGGUAUAAUGGAACGCUCUGCGAUGGGGAUAUAGAUGAGUGUUCCAUCAACCCUUGUCAGAAUGGUGGAGUAUGUGAGGAUAGAGUAAAUGGUUUCAUAUGUAACUGCACUGACGGGUAUAAUGGAACGCUUUGCGAUGGGGAUAUAGAUGAGUGUUCCAGCAACCCUUGUCAGAACGGUGGACUAUGUGAGGAUAGACUAAAUGGUUUCAUCUGUAACUGCAAUGAUGGGUAUAAUGGGACGCUUUGCAACGGGGAUGUAGAUGAGUGUUCCAGCAGCCCUUGUCAGAAUGGUGGAGUAUGCGAGGAUAGAGUAAAUGGUUUCAUCUGUAACUGCACUGACGGGUAUAAUGGAACGCUCUGCGAUGGGGAUAUAGAUGAGUGUUCCAACAAUCCUUGCCAGAACGGUGGAUUAUGUGAGGAUAGAGUAAAUGGUUUCAUCUGUAACUGCACUGAUGGGUAUAAUGGGACGCUUUGCGAUGGGGAUAUAGAUGAGUGUUCCAGCAACCCUUGUCAGAAUGGUGGAGUAUGCGAGGACAAAGUAAAUGGUUUUAUCUGUAACUGCACUGACGGGUAUAAUGGAACGCUUUGCGAUGGGGAUAUAGAUGAGUGUUCCAGCAACCCUUGUCAGAACGGUGGACUAUGUGAGGAUAGAUUAAAUGGUUUCAUCUGUAACUGCACUGAUGGGUAUAAUGGGACGCUUUGCAACGGGGAUGUAGAUGAGUGUUCCAGCAGCCCUUGUCAGAAUGGUGGAGUAUGCGAGGAUAGAGUAAAUGGUUUCAUCUGUACCUGCACUGACGGGUAUAAUGGAACGCUUUGCGAUGUGGAUAUCGAUGAGUGUUCGAGCAAUCCUUGCCAGAACGGUGGAUUAUGUGAGGAUAGAGUAAAUGGUUUCAUAUGUAACUGCACUGAUGGGUAUAAUGGAAUGCUUUGCGAUGUGGAUAUAGAUGAGUGUUCCAGCAACCCUUGUCAGAACGGUGGAGUAUGUGACGAAAGGGUAAAUGGUUUCAUCUGUAACUGCACUGAUGGGUAUAAUGGAACGCUUUGCGAAGGGGAUAUAGAUGAGUGUUCCAGCAACCCUUGUCAGAACGGUGGAGUAUGUGAGGAUACAGUAAAUGGUUUCAUAUGUAACUGCACCGUUGGGUAUAAUGGAACGCUUUGCGAUGAUGAUAAAGAUGAGUGUUCCAGCAACCCUUGUCAGAACGGUGGACUAUGUGAGGAUAGAGUAAAUGGUUUCAUCUGUAACUGCACUGAUGGGUAUAAUGGGACGCUUUGCAACGGGGAUAUAGAUGAGUGUUCCAGUAACCCUUGUCAGAACGGUGGACUAUGUGAGGAUAGAGUAAAUGGUUUCAUCUGUAACUGCACUGAUGGGUAUAAUGGGACGCUUUGCGAUGGGGAUAUAGAUGAGUGUUCCAGCAACCCUUGCCAGAACGGUGGAUUAUGUGAGGAUAGAGUAAAUGGUUUCAUAUGUAACUGCACUGAUGGGUAUAAUGGAAUGCUUUGCGAUGUGGAUAUAGAUGAGUGUUCCAGCAAUCCUUGCCAGAACGGUGGAGUAUGCGAGGAUAUAGUAAAUGAUUUCAUCUGUAACUGCACUGAUGGGUAUAAUGGAACGCUUUGCGAUGGGGAUAUAGAUGAGUGUUCCAGUAACCCUUGUCAGAACGGUGGUGUAUGUCUGGAUAAAGUAAAUGGUUUUAUCUGUAACUGCACUGACGGGUAUAAUGGAACGCUUUGCGAUGGGGAUAUAGAUGAGUGUUCCAGCAACCCUUGUCAGAACGGUGGACUAUGUGAGGAUAGAUUAAAUGGUUUCAUGUGUAACUGCACUGAUGGGUAUAAUGGGACGCUUUGCAACGGGGAUGUAGAUGAGUGUUCCAGCAGCCCUUGUCAGAAUGGUGGAGUAUGCGAGGAUAGAGUAAAUGGUUUCAUCUGUAACUGCACUGACGGGUAUAAUGGAACGCUUUGCGAUGGGAAUAUAGAUGAGUGUUCCAGCAAUCCUUGCCAGAACGGUGGAGUAUGUGAGGAUAGAGUAAAUGGUUUCAUAUGUAACUGCACUGAUGGGUAUAAUGGAACACUUUGCAAUGGGGAUAUAGAUGAGUGUUCCAGCAACCCUUGUCAGAACGGUGGAGUAUGUGAGGAUAGAGUACAUGGUUUCAUUUGUAACUGCACUGAUGGGUAUAAUGGAACGCUUUGCGAUGUGGAUAUAGAUGAGUGUUCCAGCAACCCUUGUCAAAACGGUGGAUUAUGUGAGGAUAGAGUAAAUGGUUUCAUAUGUAACUGCACUGAUGGGUAUAAUGGAACGCUUUGCAAUGGGGAUAUAGAUGCGUGUUCCAGUAACCCUUGUCAGAACGGUGGAUUAUGUGAGGAUAGAGUACAUGGUUUUAUCUGUAACUGCACUGAUGGGUAUAAUGGAACGCUUUGCGAUGUGGAUAUAGAUGAGUGUUCCAGCAACCCUUGUCAGGUUGGUUGGGUAUGUGAGGAUAGAGUAAAUGGGUACAUUUGCUUUGAUGAGCUCUGUUUAGAGGUUGAUUGCGUUGAAGGCGACUGUUUUGAAGGGAGGUGCUUUUGUUAUGAAGGAUAUGUUGGUGAUAACUGUAACCUGGUCGACCCCUGUGCCAGUUCACCAUGUGAGGCAGGAACGUGCAUUGAGUUCAACGGAGACUUUAGCUGUGAGUGUGAGCCUUUCUUUAUGGGCACCCUUUGCGACCAGCCGGUUGAGGAUCCCUGCCUUGAGCUCCAACCUUGCGUAGGUGGAGAGUGCAGUCUUUCAAGCACUACCUCUUAUGGCUACGCUUGCAACUGCCUGACAAACUACCACGGCACCAACUGCGAAAUUGAUUUGAUCGUGUACAGCUACAGCAUGCUCCUUGAUGGCAGCGACAUCAACAUCAUUGAAUUCGAAUCCAGCAUGGCGUCUUUACUGCAAAAGGAAAGCGUCUCUGUGCUGGCCGUCGAGAAUGAAAUAGUUGUGACCGUAUUGACCACUGAGGACUACAGAGCAGUCCAGACAGGUGACUCGUUGACAAACCUGACCUUCCUGGCGAAGCAAUUGGAGCAGAGCAUCUUCACGUAUCUAACAGAAGAAGAAAUCGCCGCUUUGCUGAGUAAAUCGUCCCAGGAGGACAUAGAGGACGCCCUGGGGCACACGUUGUUUUUUGGGGAGGCCACACCAGUCAUUGAGUCAGAAAAAUCUUUGGCCUACUACUUGGUGCUCUUCGCUAUUUUUAGCGUCCUCCUUAUAACCAUCGUGUUAGUUCUGAUCUGUAUUGCUGUGCGUUUCCGAAAAUCCAAGCGAAAGGAGCUAAAACAGAUUGAAGGCAAGGAAUUAUCAAUUUCUACAUUUCAAAACUAUCAAGCCAGAAAAAAUCGAGUGUUGCAUUGGCAAGAAUCAACGCAGAGUGCGGCGGUAGAAUUUGAAAAUCCCGCCUUCGACGAAGAUGUGUAUUUACCCGGCGAUGAGGGCGCUAGAGGCUACCAAAAUGGCGACCCUUUGCGUUUAUCUGCGACAGACCAACAGACCCAAGAAGGGACGAGUGUUCGGUAUUACUGGACAGAUGGAAAGAGGACUGCAAACUCCGGUAGUAAGAAGCAACACGUAAACAAGCGCAAGGAUGGCAGUAAAAAAGCUAAAUUACGGUCCAAACAUUCGGUUGCUGAAGAAGGUGGCGAAUGGUCUUUCGGAGUUCAGCAGAAUGAGGGGCGACAUUCAGGGAGUAAUUUAGAUGUCGAGAUAGGUCGGCGAGAGGGGGAUACCCAUCAGGUUCCCAAUUCCUUUCACGGUAACGUACUUAUGAGGUCCACAUCCCACCAGCAACAUUCGUCCCGCAAUUAUAAUCUGCAGUUUAGCUCUAAUCGAUCGAUGAGCAUGAUGUUUUGA